AUGUGGCUCAAACUGCUAGCUAUUUCUGCUCUUAUUUUCUCCACUAUGGAGUCGGGAAUGGGACCAAGAGGAAUGGAUCCAGAAUUGCUAGACAAUAUGGAGCCAAGAAUAGGACCGAAAGGAAUCAAUCCAGAACUGCGAGAACGCAAUAUGGAGACAAGAAUGGGACCAAGAGGAAUGGACCCAGAUUUGCGAGAUCGCAGGUAUGGAUUUGGAGGAGGGGAUCGUUUCAAUGGCAGAUAUGGAUUUGGAGGAGGAGAUCGUUUUGACGGCAGACGUACAAUUGGAAGAGGGGAUUCUUUCAACGGCAGACGCGGAUAUACAGGAGAAAAGCGUUUCAACGGCAGACGUGGAAUUGAAGGAAGAGAUCGUUUCAACAGCGAACAUGGAUAUAGAGAGGAGCGUUACAGCGGCAGACAUAGAUUUAGAGGACAGGACCGUUUCAACGACGGAAUGAUGGAACAUCCGAUUAGAUUUCGAAGUGAUUGA
Messenger RNA from Cylicostephanus goldi, 489 nucleotides. Lineage: Eukaryota; Metazoa; Nematoda; Chromadorea; Rhabditida; Strongylidae. The record is from the annotation of a GenBank genome assembly.